Messenger RNA from Pantherophis guttatus, 2527 nucleotides. RefSeq names its product anaphase promoting complex subunit 2 (gene ANAPC2). Lineage: Eukaryota; Metazoa; Chordata; Lepidosauria; Squamata; Colubridae. Gene Ontology annotation, cellular component: anaphase-promoting complex. Gene Ontology annotation, biological process: ubiquitin-dependent protein catabolic process; metaphase/anaphase transition of mitotic cell cycle; protein K11-linked ubiquitination. Gene Ontology annotation, molecular function: ubiquitin protein ligase binding. The record is from RefSeq and is a predicted model, not a curated record.
CUCCUCCGAUGGCCGGCCGGCCGCCCGCCAGCCGGCAGGAGCUCUCGGCGGCCUGGCACGCCCUAAGCAGCACCCUGGUGCCGGCCGCCGCGCUGGGUCUGAGUCCGGAGGCCCCGGCGGCGGAGGACGAGCUGCGGGCGGCGGCGGCGGUGCUGGAGAGCCUGGGCCUCCUGCCGGACCUGGAGGAGUGGCUGCUGGAAGUGAUGCAGCGGGACCUGCAGGCCCGGCUGGCGCCCGAGUUCUGGGGCCGGGCCGGCGGGGAGCGCCUGGGGGAGACCUUCGGGCUGCUGCGCCGCCGCCUGGAGCCCUACCUGCGCGGCUUGGGCCUGCUGGAGGAGCGGCUGCGGGCGGCAGGGCUCUGCGGCCCGGACGGCCCGCGCGAGAAAGGCGACAGCGUGCUGGCUGCCGUCCUCGUCAUCUCCGCCCCCGCCGACGUCCGCAAGGCCGUCCGCCGCUUCUACGAGCGCAGCUUCCGCAUCUACAUGGGGCAGCGCGGCGGCGGCGGCGGGGCCGAGGAGGAGGAGGAGGAGGCGGCGGCCGGCGCGGGCUGCGGCGGCGGGGAGGAGCCCUGCUGCUGCCCGCUGUUCACGGAGCAGUUCCAGCAGCUCACCGCCAUCCUCCACGAGCUGAACCUGCUGGAGCGGCUGAGCGACGACGCCGUGACCCACCUGCUGCACCAGACGAUCGAGGAGCGCGUGGAGAGGCGCUGCCGGGCCGCGUACGAGCGCUCUUUCCUCGGCGAGUUCCAAGAGUGGAUCGAAAAGGCGACCGGCUGGCUCAGCACAAUCUUUCUGCAAGAAACCGCCGCGGCCCUGCUCAGCCCGGCCUCCAGCAGCACCUUGGAGCGAUGGCGCCACUACGUCCAGGGGUGGUUCUACCACCGGUAUGCCAGCCUGCGCAUCGAGGAACUCUUCAACAUCAUCCGCGAUUUCCCGGAGUCGAAGCCGGCAGUGGAAGACCUGAAGUAUUGCCUGGAAAGGACCAAUCAGCGGCAGCAGCUCUUGACCUCCCUGAAAAGCGCCUUGGAACAACGGCUCCUCCAUCCUGGGGUGGCCACUGCAGACAUCAUCACCUUUUACAUCUCUGCCAUCAAAGCCCUGCAGGAGCUGGACUCUUCCACGGUGAUCCUGGGAGUGGCCUGUCAGCCCAUCCGGAAAUACCUGAGGACCAGGGAGGAUACCGUGCGGCAGAUUGUGGCAGGUCUGAUGGGGGAUGCUGAAGGAUUGGGUGAGCUGGCAAAUGAGCUCUCCAAAGCUGACCCGGUGACGCUGGAGAAUGACCAAGAGAGCGAGGAGGAGGACUCCGAUCCCGAGGACUGGGUGCCCAAACCAGUCUAUGCCGAUCGAGGGAAGUCCAGUUCCAAGCACCGUUCCUCAGACAUCAUCAGCCUGCUGGUGGGCAUCUAUGGCAACAAAGACCUCUUCAUCAGUGAGUACCGCACACUGCUGGCUGACCGCUUGCUGCAUCAAUGCAAUUACAACGUCGAGAGGGAGAUCCGCAAUGUUGAACUGCUGAAGCGGCGCUUUGGAGAGGCCCAGAUGCACGACUGUGAGGUCAUGCUAAAAGACAUGGGGGACUCUCGGCGUAUCAAUGCAAACAUUCGUAAUGAUGAGCAGAAGCUGCCGGAGCAGGAAAAGCCUUCCUUCAGCCUUGAGGCCACCAUCCUCUCCAGUGAGUUCUGGCCCCCGUUGAAGGAGGAGAAGCUGGAGCUCCCAGGGCUGAUCAAGGAGGCCAUGGAGGCCUACACUAAGAAGUACGAAAAGCUGAAGGCCAUGAGGACCUUAAACUGGAAGAAUCACCUGGGCUUGGUGGACCUGGAGUUGGAGUUGGCGGACCGUACGAUCUCCCUGUCUGUGUCGCCGGUGCACGCAGCUAUCAUCCUGCAUUUCCAGGAGAAAAGCACGUGGACCUUAGAGGAGUUGAGUGAAGCUGUGAAGAUACCUGAGGCCUCCCUGCGGCGCAAGAUGACCCUCUGGCUGCAGCAAGGGGUGUUGUGGGAGGAGCCCCCUGGGACCUUCACGGUGAUCGAGGAGGAGCUGAAGGACCAGGCCAAGAAGUUGGUGCUGAUCGAUAGUGAUGAGGAGGGGGAGGAUUCAGCCAUGGCCUCCCAGGCGGACCAGAAGGAGGAGGAACUGCAGGUCUUCUGGACCUACAUCCAGGCGAUGCUGACCAACCUGGAGUGUCUCUCCGUGGAGCGCAUCCACAGCAUGCUGAAGAUCUUCGUGAUGACGGGCCCCAUCGUGACCGAGAUCGACAUCCAGGAGCUGCAGGCCUUCCUCCAGAAGAAGGUCCGAGACCAGCAGCUCAGCUACUUUGAGGGAGUCUACCGCUUGCCCAAAAGCUGCAACUGAUCUGUUCACUCCUGACAGGUGUGGGUCACCCUCAGACUCUGGCCUGUGAUGCUGCCUUGUUUUGCCUUGGUGCAUGUGACCACGGGGUGUGGGGGUGUGCGCACAGCCCAAGGGGCUGCUAACAAAGCAUUUGUUUUGAUGGAUUUCCUGGUUCAUAAUAAAGUGCCUUCCCUUGA